Messenger RNA from Cydia splendana, 991 nucleotides. RefSeq lists its product as uncharacterized. Lineage: Eukaryota; Metazoa; Arthropoda; Insecta; Lepidoptera; Tortricidae. The transcript is spliced from 10 exons. Gene Ontology annotation, molecular function: odorant binding; dibutyl phthalate binding. The record is from RefSeq and is a predicted model, not a curated record. Bases 84 to 962 code for a protein of 292 amino acids. Gene Ontology annotation, biological process: olfactory behavior; sensory perception of smell. Gene Ontology annotation, cellular component: extracellular region.
CCAUCACAACACGACAUACAAUGCAAACAUCUUCAUAUAAAUAGCAACGAAGCAUAUUUUCUUUCAAGUAUUGUUUGUUCAAAAUGAAUAGGCAAGCAUUUGAGUGGAUGUGUUUUUUAACGCUCUUAACAUGUUUUUUGCUGCUCAAUGUUGUUAACGCGAUGACAAGACAACAGCUGAAAAAUUCAGGAAAAUUGAUGAAGAAGUCCUGUAUACCGAAAAAUGAUGUAACUGAAGAGAUGGUCGGUUCAAUAGAACAGGGAAAAUUUAUAGAAGAAAGAAAUGUUAUGUGUUACAUCGCGUGUGUCUACACUAUGACUCAAGUAGUAAAAAAUAAUAAAUUAAGCCACGAAGCAGUACUCAAGCAGGUGGACAUGAUGUUCCCGGCCGACAUGCGGGUCGCUGUCAAGGCCAUGGCUGAGAAAUGCAAGGAUGUGUCAAAGAAAUACAAAGACAUAUGCGAAGCUUCAUAUUGGACUGCAAAAUGCAUGUACGACGCUGAUCCGGCGAACUUUGUAUUUCAAAGAUUAGUCAUGGAACGGCAAACCUGGGUGUUUGUUAUGGUGCUUGCUUUUUUAGCUAAUGGAUGUGAUGCUCUAACCAAAGCGCAAAUGAAAAAAUCUGCAGCAGCGUUCAAAAAGAAGUGUAUGGCCAAAGAAAAUGUCUCAGAAGAUAUGAUCGGAGACAUAGAAAAAGGAAAAUUUAUCGAGGACAAAGGAGUCAUGUGCUAUAUUGCGUGCAUUUACCAAAUGGCUAAUGUCGUUAAAAAUAACAAACUAAGCUAUGAAGCAUCCAUAAAACAGAUCGAUAUAAUGUAUCCCGCAGAGUUAAAGGAACCUGCCAAAAAGUCUGUGGAAGCGUGUAAGGAUGUAUCGAAGAAAUAUAAGGAUUUGUGCGAGGCCUCCUACUGGACUGCGAAGUGUAUUUACGAGGAUGAUCCUAAAAACUUUAUAUUCGCGUAGAACGGCUGUCAAUAAAAACUUGAAUAUAA